AUGAGUCCUCCAAAUCCACCCAUCCAAAGCUCCGUGGCCGAGCUGUUCCACACCAUUGAGACCAGCUUCCAGUCAACGAGCCUAGGACCCGAUAGUUGGUACCUCCUCACUAUUGCCUGUCUAUCCGGUAGUCCCGAUCCCGAGUUAGCCAAGGAGCUGUAUCUCUACGUUAUCCAGAAAGAGGAAAAUUCCAAUCCAGCCGCCCGCCAGGCAUUCGUGCGUCGAAUCCGUGAAGCCCUAGUCAAAUGUGUCUCCAUCGUGGGUUGCUGCAAGCCCAUCGAGGCCAUCAUUGCCAUAAGUCAGGUUGAGCAGGAAGAGGACAGGGAUUACAGUCUGACACGGGAGGACUGGCAAUGCGAUCAGGCAAACCAUGAGAGAGGCAUGAGAUGCAUUAUGAUUCAGAACCUGAAAAAGGAGACCCACUGGCAUAUCAGAGGGACGAGGAGAAUUGGGGUGUCAAAGGAAGAUACGCAGGUUUUGUGGGACUGUAUCCAACGCGUUGCUCGGUUUUUUGGCAUGAGAAUGAACAAGGUCCCGACCGUUGAUGAGGUGGAAUAUGAUGUGUGA
Molecule: messenger RNA, 567 nt
Organism: Aspergillus caelatus
Lineage: Eukaryota; Fungi; Ascomycota; Eurotiomycetes; Eurotiales; Aspergillaceae
Exons: 2
Coding region: 1-567 (188 amino acids)
Source: RefSeq, a predicted model, not a curated record